UACUCCGCUCCUGAGCCAGAAGCCAUUCCCGUGACAAAUACACCCCCCUCGUCAAAUCAUCCAAACUCUACACUGCUUGCUUGGGACCAGCUGGCCUCAGCUCUUGACAACCUCGACAUCCUGGGCCAUAAAGAAUCAAUUUCAGUCACUGCUCAGGACAAUCAUACAACCCCAGAGUCCUGCUUUAUGAACUGUUCUGGAAUAUACGCCCACAUCACUGCUUGCACCAACCUACUCCAAUGUUCCAUUAUAGAGCUGUACAGAAAAGUUCACUACCCCAUGUUGCUAGCAAAUUGGAAACCUUGGGUGGAGAAAUGGCUCAUUAAUUGCAUGACAGAGCUUCACUCUGUUCAUGAUGCUGUCAGAAUGGAGGCCCUCAGAGGAUUUAUUGACCAUCCUCCAUUGAGAGGACUAAUUCAGCCACUAAAUCAUCAGAGCACCGUCAUUCAAUAUGCCUCGAUUGCAGCCGAAUUCAUUAUCUUUACUUUGCAGACAGCCUGUCAACCUCUGGCAACACAUUUUUGGUCCGACGGUGAUAGCCAACUAGCCACCAGUGUGAAAAAGGCAGCAUCUUUGUUGCCUUUAAUCCAAUGUGCUGAUCUCAAUUCAGAGCAGGAAUUUUCCAUCAUCCUUAAUACUCUCUUCUGGCAAUCCGUUGGUUUCUCGUGCUCAAUCCGAAAACGCUCUAAAGUUCAGUCCGCACUGGAGCAGUUCAUCGCCCUCUCAACAAUCAAGCCCGAUGGAUCCUUCUGCCCACCAUCUGACCUGACCCAGACAAUUGCCGCCCUCCAGUACACCAUUCGUGUGGCCACAAUCUUUGUCUGUCUGCGUGCAACAGAGCUGUUUGCGGAAAAUCCUCCAGAUGGCUUCGAUCCCCAUAACCCACACGCUCUCGACUGCGCAUCCAUCCACGUGUUCUUUCGGUACUUCCAUGAUGAAAAACUCAUCUCUCCCUUCUUCACCAUUAGCAACUGGAUGCGGCUAGCCUCGUCAUCAGAAUUUGAUGAAGAUCUUCCAAUCUCUAGCUACUGGGCCAACUCAGAAAUGACACAACUGGUCAUUGGCCCCACAACAAUCACAAUUGCGGCCGUGCAGAGAGCCCUCAGAAUUGCAAUCUCUUCCAUUAAUGGUGUCAUCCAUACAACUCUCCAUGGCGCUUUGUUCCCCGCUUUCCCCCACUCUAAACUCAUGGAUAUGGCCGAAAACACAUCCGUUGGGUUCAACUAUCUCGUUGCUCCUGUAAACAUGCCGAUUCACCAUUUCAAACUUCUCCAAGAUUGGAUGCUCAAUCAUUCUUCCUAUGGCAUUGCGCCUCCGGCCUGGGCAUUGGCGGUUUCCUUCAAAGACGGUCAAUUCUCGGUCAACGUGGACAACACCUGCUCAAGGAAACAUGCCUGGGACUGGCUUGAAAGGGCUGAUCUCAUUCUUGAGCACAUCUACUUCAUUUAUCGUGUUGGCUGUGGUCUACCUGAUUGUAGAACUGAAGAAGCUGCUACUCUGAUCAGAAAUCUCCAUUCAGCUCCAAGAAACAUCUACUGGCGGGAAAACAGAUUUCUAUUUCAAACCUACCACCACAACAGGCCAAGCCAAGUCUACCUCACCACAGACCUAUCCAUGCAUUUACACAAUUAUCUAGCUUACAUUCGCCCGGUUCAAAUGGCUCUCAACCAACACGAGACUGCCAACAGCAUGUUGAGCUCUCUUUGGGUUGGCAGUAGACAAGGGACUUGGGAAUUGGCCCAGUUUGACCAAAUUCUUCAAAACCAAUUUUUCCUUGCUGGAUUAAAGAGGAUAGGACUUUGUGCUUGGAGGCAGGCUUCAGUUAGCAUUGCCCACGCCCAUCUGGCUACCAAGAUACCAGCCUCAUUAAUUUCUACUGAGGAUGGUUUGGUCAAACCUACAAAUGCGAAUUUCCUCAAUGCGAGUCAGGCAUGGCAAGCCUAUUGGGGAAUUGAAUCUCACUUAGGCUUUCAGAAAGCAUUGCUUCCAGUACCCAACACCUUGGCUCCGGCAAAAAAGGCUCAACAAGCUCUGGCCAUUUUCACUCAAGACCCCAAUGCCAGCUUCCGUGACGACUUCCAGGGCGAGUGGUUAUCAUGCCUCUUCAAUGAUUCUAAUCCAGCAGAUUUAUUAGUGGUUGCAAAGACUGGAGGUGGAAAGUCUUUGGCCUACCUCCUACCCCCACUCAUCAAUCCAAAGGAAAGACUAGUGAUCAUCCAGCCCCUCAAAGCCUUGGUAGAUCAAACCGUCAACGACUUCAAGAAGCUCAAAACCGUCACAGUGCAGCACUUUGAGAAAGGAAACUUCAUCGAUCCUCUGGCCCAAGUAAUCAUUGUAACAACAAAUCAGGCUGCCGACUCUCACUUCUGCAACCAGCUACGCUCUUGCUUGCCCACACGCAUCAUCAUUGAUGAGGCACACUCAUUCCUUGAAGACGGAUACCGUGGAUACAUGCCUGGAGUCACAGCGCUCACUCAGCUGUCCACUCAACUCAUCCUCACAACAGCCUCGUUGCCUCAUUCUCAAGAAGACGACCUCCUGCGGAUCACCUUUGGACUGCGUCGCUUAAUCACCAAACGGCAGCCCACUUUCAGACCAGAACUCAACAUUGAGGUCUUGAGAUCCCCUGCAAAAUGGGAACAACUGUCUUCAGUCAUCCAGCCCUUGAUCGACUCUUUCCUGGUCGGCCCCAAUGACCGUGCAAUGAUCUUUAUUGAAAAUAAGCAUGCUGUUGAACUGGUAGGGCCCCAAAUUGGGGCUGUCAUUCACCACUCGGAUCUGCCAGACAAUGUCGCAGCCUCGGCCGUAGAAAAGUGGACAUCCGGUGGGGCUAGAUCUAUUGUGGCCACCAGCGGAUUCGGGACAGGGAUCAAUUAUCUUCACGUCCGUCUGGUCUGCAUCUACGGCAUCCCCAACCGAGCAACAGCAAACAAGGCUUACCAACAACUUGGGCGCGCCGGACGGGAUGGCCACCAGGCUCACAUCUUUUUCAUUCCAACUGUCUCAGACCCCCAUGGCGAUAUCGAUGACUUCAAAAAGAAUCUGAUGAAUCCUGCAGUGUGCCCUGCUAACACCUUUGCUCAACAUCAAGAUAAUCUCAACUGGUCUUGCAGGAACUUUCCCACAUUCCUUUCAUGUGUCUGUUGCUCAAGAUUAUCAGCCAACCCAGCUUUACUUCCAUCCACCUUAUCCUUGUCCCAGUCGUCUUCAAUUCCCGAUUGGUCCCCCGAUCCAUCAGCACCAAGCAAUUCAUACAACUCCUCAAGUACUGUUUCAGCCCUGGCCACACUAGGCGCACAUGUGGGAUCAGGGCUCGCUCAGUCUCGCAAACGCAGACGCUUGGAAGACACAGAUCCACUGGCAGACAAACUUGCCACCUCCAACACUCUGGCGGCCGAGAGCUCCCUCUCAAUCACUUCACUGGCCAGGUCUGCUGAGCAAGCUCGUUUGCAAUCAAUGCCCGACAACAGAGUCAACUCAAACCAGAUCAACUGCGACAACUCUCUCAUCUCCCAUGAGCUCGUCAUUCUCCAGAAGUUUAUUCGGAAGAUGAAGGAUGCUUGUGGUGACUGUUAUGUUUGGAAUAACACAAUCACUCCAGCACAUCCACGUCAAUGCAAACCAAUGCAUGGAAAGUGCUUGAGAUGUAGAGCUGGUAAAGGGUGGGCAAAUCACACCCACAGUGGAACCGAGCAUACAACCAAGAACUGCUCCUCAACCAGCUUUUCAGAUUCUAUAUCCGAAGGGUCCAAAGGAGCACACGGGUUCAAUAUUUGCACCAGGUGUGGCCUCCCUGCUGGAACCCAAGAUCAGGUCAACUUUCAUCCAAAUGGGAACGUCGGCCCAAACUGUGAUUCCGGAUUUGCUAAUAUUGCAGAGGCUAUUUGCUGGUAUGUAUACCGGGCUCAGAGACCUGAGCUUGGAAAGUGGUUCUCUUCAGCUCCCUUAGACUCUGAGCCUGCAUUCUCCAAAUGGAUUGGUAUCACCUCUAAAGAU
Molecule: messenger RNA, 3996 nt
Organism: Puccinia graminis f. sp. tritici CRL 75-36-700-3
Lineage: Eukaryota; Fungi; Basidiomycota; Pucciniomycetes; Pucciniales; Pucciniaceae
Exons: 6
Cellular component (GO): nucleus; chromosome
Molecular function (GO): ATP binding; nucleic acid binding
Source: RefSeq, a predicted model, not a curated record